AUGACAGCAUUUGGUUAUGAGUCGGAAGAGCUGAUUGAGUCGUCUUCUGAACAAGAAGGAGUUAUUUUCCUGAAAUUGGGAAACAAAGAAGAAACAACAAAUAUUUGUUCGGAUCCACGCCUGAAAGAAAUGAGAAUUGAAGUCCACUCUCUAGUUGAUCUCAAUGGAAUGCAUCUCCGAGAUGCAAAUGAUUUAGUGAAAAUAGCAUCAAUUGAUCGAAACGUAACUGACAACGUUCUUAUGGAUGUUUUGACAGAACUAAUCUGCUUGGAAGAUCCGGAAAGAAAGAAAAUAGCAGAGGAAGAAGUGGAAAUUAUCAAAAAAGGGAUUUCUGAUGUGAUUGAAAAUGGAGUUUGUACAAUGUUUGGAUCAUAUUCAUCUCUGGUUCGUCGGAAUGGAUAUUCUGAUAUUGAUAUGGCGGUAUCUUCGGAAUCAGAGAACACUUUGUCGGUCCGGCCACUUCAGAUGAUUAUUGAUAACCCAAAAUGUCUCCUUGAAAAUCCAAUGACAUAUGCCGAGUUCUAUUCGUACCCACAAGAAGAAAUAAUCAAAGCCAUUUUCCAAUGUUUGGUUGAUAAAGAAGAAUUCCGUGAAAAAUUUGAAAUGCGGACUCUGUUGGUCAGAACUCCAAUAGUCGUAUUGAAAAGUACCAAGAUUCCAGAAAUGAAGGUGAGCGCCUUCAAAUGA
Caenorhabditis remanei is the source of this 687-nucleotide messenger RNA. RefSeq lists its product as uncharacterized. The transcript has 4 exons. Lineage: Eukaryota; Metazoa; Nematoda; Chromadorea; Rhabditida; Rhabditidae. The coding region runs from base 1 to 687 and encodes 228 amino acids. The record is from RefSeq and is a predicted model, not a curated record.